AUGCAUGCGGGAAUUAUUCGAGCAUUCAAGGCACACUACCAACAGUAUUUAGUGAGGUCGUUUCUCAAAUGUGUUGAAGAUGGCAAACUGCAAGUGCUGAAUCUACGACAGGCGUUAAGAUUCGUAAAGCAAGCGUGGGGUGAGGUGACAUGUGUGACGAUCCGCAACUGUUACCGGCAUGUCAAUAUUCUACCUAGUUCAGAGACUGAAGCGCAGGAUGAUGAAGAUGACGACAUGCCAUUAUCUGAGUUACUUGAGUUGUUAAACGCAUAUAACGAGUCUGGUGCUGAUAAUGACCAAUCGUCUGCUUCGACGGCUGAGCAGUACGUUGACGUAGACAGCCAGGAAGAGACAGGCCAGUCACUUUCCAAUGAUGACAUUCUGGAUAUUGUGUGUGAUUCGAAAGACGCAGAUAAUCCAAGUGAUGAUGAUGAUAAUGAGCCAGCUCCUGUGCCAGCCCCUUCAGCAAAGGAAGCCAAGACAAACAUUGAAUCGCUCGUAAGGUAUUUUGAGACGAUGGGUGAUGAAAAAAACUUGGAACUCGUUCUCAGAAUGCAAAACUCGUUUGCACCAAACUGUUCAAUCAGACAACAAGCUAUUACGAAGUACUUUGUGAACCACUGA
This is a messenger RNA of Gigantopelta aegis, 624 nucleotides long. RefSeq lists its product as uncharacterized. The transcript has a single exon. The coding region runs from base 1 to 624 and encodes 207 amino acids. Lineage: Eukaryota; Metazoa; Mollusca; Gastropoda; Neomphalida; Peltospiridae. The record is from RefSeq and is a predicted model, not a curated record. Gene Ontology annotation, molecular function: nucleic acid binding.